AUGCCUGCGCUUGAGCAGACAAUCACCAUCGUUAACAACUCCGGCAAGAUCAUCAAGACCGGCAAACAGCUCUACUCCAUCUUCAAGGACGCCCAAGGCACUUACAAGGAGAAGAAGGCCGAGAUCAAGUCGGAAAAGGCCGCCCUUCAGCGCUCCCAGUCCUUUGACCCUCAAGGCCUUCCGCCUCAGCAGCCCAGAUACAUCGACGAUGACGCCCACUACUUCGCUCCCCAGCAGCCAAGAUACAUCGAUGAUGGCGACCGCUAUUACCCUCCCCGCGCCUUCGACCAGCGCAGCCAAGCCAGUUCCCGUCGCAGUGGCCGGUCGCGAAGCGUAACCUCCCAAUCCCGCCGCCCUCGAGACGACUACUACGAUACCCGCAGCCGACCUGCCCUGACCAUGGAUAACCUCAAGACACAUAGCGAGGUCUCCAGCGUGACCCCGAGCCGAGCGCCUCCUCGCACCUACCAGAACCCGUACGCCGAGACCAUUCCCAUGGAUCUCGCUAUUCCCGCACAGAGCCAGCUUGCACGAGUCGAGAUGCGCAGCGUGGCACCCUCUGCCUACGGCCCUGGUGGCGGUGCCAUGGUGCAGCGGAACCGAUCGACAGGAGAGCUUGUCAAGAUGAAGCCUCACAAGGAAAUCGACAUGGAUCUCGCAUACGGAAACAUCCCUCCCGACCUGGCUGAGCGCACAGAUCUGGACCCUCAGUAUGGCACUGAGAAGGAGGCCAAGGCCCUGGUACACCGCGUUGAGGGAAUCCUCACCGAAGCCAAGUGCCUUCACCAUUCCGCGACUACCACUAUGGCCCAGCUUCAGAAGGACCCCGAUUCCGCCGCCGCCGUUGCGCUCUCUCUGGCAGAGCUGUCCAAACUAGUCAAGAAGUCAUCACCGGCAUUCUUGAUGCUUCUCAAGAGUGGAUCCCCAGCAGUCUUCUCCCUUCUCUCAUCACCCCACUUCCUUAUCGGCACGAGUAUCGCCGUCGGUGUAACGGUCGUCUGUUUCGGAGGAUGGAAGAUUGUCCAGAGAGUCAAGGAGCAGCAGCAGGCGAGAGAGGCUCUCAUGUAUGAGCCCAUGGACCGUCCUGCACCAAUGCGAACACAGAGCGAGUAUGCGCCGAGACGAGCGCCAACUGAGUACAGUGCCGGUAUGGAUGAGGCACUUAUUAUUGAGGAUGAUCUCAGCGAAGUAAGCUCUAUUGAGACUUGGAGAAGAGGUAUCGUGCCUUUUGGCGAGAAUGAGACGGCCGAUAUGGAGCUCAUCACACCACUGGCCAACAAGGAGAACGUUGAUCGCUACGGAGAUGAUUUCGACGUCAAGUCACGACGCAGCACCCGAACGACCAAGACCAACAAGACGAGCAAGACAACCGAUAGCCACAGGAGUCAUCGCAGCCAUCGAAGCGAUGCAAGCGAGCGGAGUCACCGCAGCCACCGCAGCCGACGCGAUGAUGAGAGCAUCGCCGACAGUGAGCGCAGCCACCGCUCAAGCAGGAGCAAGCGCUCAGAGAGAAUCGAAACACGGUCGAUCGACAGCCGAGACAGCCGAAGUCGCAAGGACGAUAUGGAGGUUGUUCUCCGACCCAAGUCACACCGUAACAGCAACAACAUGCUCAAGGCUUUGUUCAAGAGCAAGGAGAAGAAGGAGCGAGAGCUCGUCAUGGCUUAG
Messenger RNA from Fusarium keratoplasticum, 1668 nucleotides. RefSeq lists its product as uncharacterized. NCBI's taxonomy places the organism in Eukaryota, Fungi, Ascomycota, Sordariomycetes, Hypocreales, Nectriaceae. The record is from RefSeq and is a predicted model, not a curated record. The transcript is spliced from 2 exons. The coding region runs from base 1 to 1668 and encodes 555 amino acids.